CCUCGUCAUCACGAUCAACUAUGCGUGUCCCUCGGUGGGUAGAGUCGGUCACCUCGCUUUUCCUUUUCCCCUUCUCUCAUCGUCACCUCCAUCUUCAUCGUCACUACACCAACAGUAGCGGCUUGUGCGGCCCUUUUACCAUCUCGAUCGUCCCCUGCUUUCCUUCCAAAAGAAUCAAAUCGAGGGCUACUCCCUUUUCUCGAUUUCAUCCAUCUUUUAUUUAGUUUUUGCAUUCCCAAUUUUGUAUAUGUUUCUGUGAUUAGAGGUGAACUCCUCCGGAUUGGUGACGAUGUCUUGCACCGACGACAGAGCUUGCCGUUUCUAUCGUCGAGGAAGUGAUUGGUUCUCUAAAACUGGUAUCCCAAGUGAUAUAGUUAUUGAAGUUGAGGGACAAAUGUUCCAUCUCCACAAGUUUCCUUUGUUGUCAAAAUGUGGAAAGAUUGCACAUAUAUCAGAAGUAUCAGAAAAUGUCAAAGAAGGUACACAUCAUAUUUUAUCAGGAUGUCCUGGAGGAGCUGAUGCAUUUCUAUUGGUGGCAAAGUUUUGCUAUGGCUUCAAGGUGGAAUUGUCACCAAAAAACAUCAUAACGGUGCAUAGUAUAGCUGAAUAUCUUGAGAUGACAGAGCAACUUGAUGAGAAUAACCUACUUCCUGAAGCAGAAAGAUUCUUUCAUAAAUUUGUUCUUCACAGCUGGAAAGACUGCAUUGUGGCUCUGCAAAGCUCUGAGGGUUCGCUUCCACAUGCUGAGUCCUUCCCUAUUGUUACCAAGUGCAUUAAUGCUCUUUCCAGGAUGGUUUGUACUGAUCUUAGUUUGUUUGGGUGGCCUAUGAUGAUGUAUGGAAGCUUGCAAAGCCCUGGUGGUAGUAUUUUAUGGAAUGGAAUAAAUACAGGUGCUAAAAUUAGAAGUUCACAAUCUGAUUGGUGGUUUGAAGAUAUCUCAUGCCUGGGAGUGCCAAUGUUCAGGAGACUAAUGGAAGCAAUGUAUGAGAGAGGUGUACGACCAGUAAUUGUAGCUGGUGCUUUAAUGUAUUAUACCGGAAGGUAUUUACGUGGUCUUGAUCGGUGGAUGAAAAAGCAAGGAUCCAGAGAUCUUGCAUUUCUUACUGUGACACCAGCUGUAGUUGAUCACAAAGUGUUACUGGAAAACAUUGUUAGCCUGCUUCCCCAAAAGAAGGGAAAGGCUUAUUGCCGCUUCUUGUUAGGACUUCUAAGGUUUGCUAUUAUACUGAAUCUUUGCCAACAAUCUAAGGAGACUCUAGAGAGAACUAUAGGCAUGCAACUUGAACUGGCAACACUUGAUGGUCUUUUAAUUCCAAACUUCUCAAAAUCUGACAAUCUAUAUGACACCGAUUGUGUUGAACGGAUUAUUCACCAUUUCUUGCAUUCACAGGAGUCAGGCACACCCUUGGCUUGUGGAGACUGAGAAAAUGCAACUUUGCAGCGUUAUAGAUUAUGGAAAA
Molecule: messenger RNA, 1460 nt
Organism: Musa acuminata AAA Group (dessert banana)
Lineage: Eukaryota; Viridiplantae; Streptophyta; Magnoliopsida; Zingiberales; Musaceae
Product: BTB/POZ domain-containing protein At3g44820
Exons: 4
Coding region: 290-1423 (377 amino acids)
Molecular function (GO): protein binding
Source: RefSeq, a predicted model, not a curated record